AGCGUGUUGUGGGACUUUGAAGUUGCGAUUUUCUUGGAGAUUGAAGGGAAGCUGGUGAUAGCCUUUUUCUUUUCAUUUCUUUGCUUCAUCACAUUAUACCAAGAUGGAAAUCUAUUGUUCAUGGCAGGUUUGCACCGCACUAGAUGCUUGCAUGCGACUUGUAGGAGGAAUCUGGAGUCAUUCUGUGUUGUGUUUAUUUAUUCCCUUGUCUCUGUUUUCAUUCCAGUGAGUUUGACCACUCACAACAUGUAUUACUAUUGCAUUGAGGCAUCAAAAACAAAAUAUUUCUGGCAUGGGAGUCAAUGGUAAACAUCAUUCCGCUGAAGAAAAAGAAAAAGAGGAAUCUUGAUUAAAAAGUAUUUG
Trichoderma harzianum CBS 226.95 is the source of this 363-nucleotide messenger RNA. RefSeq lists its product as hypothetical. NCBI's taxonomy places the organism in Eukaryota, Fungi, Ascomycota, Sordariomycetes, Hypocreales, Hypocreaceae. Bases 121 to 309 code for a protein of 62 amino acids. The record is from RefSeq and is a predicted model, not a curated record. The transcript has a single exon.